Clupea harengus (Atlantic herring) is the source of this 914-nucleotide messenger RNA. It is a transcript of the gene mphosph6, whose product is annotated as M-phase phosphoprotein 6. The record is from RefSeq and is a predicted model, not a curated record. Lineage: Eukaryota; Metazoa; Chordata; Actinopteri; Clupeiformes; Clupeidae. Gene Ontology annotation, biological process: maturation of 5.8S rRNA.
UGGCCAUAAAGACAUUUUCGCUAUUGUCGCUGGCUAAACGCUACUACGUGGGUUUGUUUUGAAAAAGAAAAGAGCUAAACAGGAACAAGCUGAAGGAUUUAUGCUUAUGCCACUAUGAACCAUUUUUUAAAGCUAGUCAAGUAAUGAUUAAAUCCCCUUUGUAUCGUAAAGUGUGGUGUUCGAAACCGAAACGGUGUUGUUUAGUAGAAGAGUAACGUUGACUAGCCACAGCAUGGAUAUCGACGGGACAGCAAAACUGUCCAAAAAUGUCCUAAAGAUGAAGUUUAUGCAGCGGAGCCUUGAUCCAGAAGCAAGGAAACAACUAGAAGAGGAUGAAAAGAAAGUCAUUAGUGAUGAACACUGGUUUUUGGACCUUCCAGAACUUAUGGCACAUGAGAACGUCAUUGUAAUGGAGAAAGGUUUUGUAUCCUGUGAGAAUUUGGUGUUUGGGAGAAUUUCAUUCAAGGGUUUCAAUCCUGAGAUUGAGAAACUGAUGGCAGUUACAAACAAAGGUCAAUAUAUAAGCCCUGAAGAGGAAAUGGCCAAAAUGGACACCGAUAUAACAGAUGAAGAAAUGGCAUCAAGGUAUGCAGAUUUAGUUGAGAGCAUCAAAAAGAGGUUCGCCAAAAAACGAGACCACUCUGUGUUGGAAGAUGAGGAUCUAAGUUUGGAGGAAAAACCAAAGAGAGGCUUUCAGAAGCCAAAGGAUUGAGCUGACAACAUCUGAAACAUUUGAAUGUGUUAAAUUGUCAUUCAUUUUCAUUUUUGCCUUUUUCACGUGUGGGUAUUUUACAUGUUCAAUAAGAAUUUGAACCUGUUUUGUAGGCAUGAGUAGACCUUUAUGAGAAUGUUAUUGAUAUGUUUUGUUUACCAGAUUAAACAAGGACAUCCAUUGUCUGGCUUUGUGUUAUGUC